Loxodonta africana (African savanna elephant) is the source of this 1938-nucleotide messenger RNA. Its product is annotated as zinc finger protein 133-like. Gene Ontology annotation, biological process: regulation of DNA-templated transcription. The record is from RefSeq and is a predicted model, not a curated record. NCBI's taxonomy places the organism in Eukaryota, Metazoa, Chordata, Mammalia, Proboscidea, Elephantidae. The coding region runs from base 1 to 1938 and encodes 645 amino acids. The transcript has a single exon.
AUGGCCAUGUGGCUUCUGAGAGGAAGGAAAAAGGAGGCAUUUGUAUUAUUCAGUGAUGUGGCUGUGGACUUCACCCAGGAGGAGUGGAGGCUGUUGAGCCCUGAGCAGAGGACCCUAUAUAGGGAUGUGAUGCUGGAAAACUACAGGAACCUGGUCUCUAUGGGAAUUCCAUUUUCCAAACCAACACUUGUCAUUCUACUGGAACAGGGAGAAGAGCCCUGGAUAAAGGAGAGGGAACAUCUGCCCAGCCCCUGUUUAGCAGACCCAAAGCCAGAAAUUCAACCCUAUUCCUUCUCCCCUCAAACUUUCUGCAGUCAACAAUUAUGCCAACAUGUGCUCUGUGAUCAUCACCUUCAAAUCCACCCAGGCUUGUUUGUAGGAGCUCUCCAGUUAGCAGAUCCCUGCUCAGUGGGUCAGAAGCAGCAGCAGCAAAGACUUUCUGAUCAAAACUUCUGGAAUGACAAAAUGGAAGGUCAAGUCAGAGAAAGUGACUCCAGAUCCUUGUUUGGCAGUACAAGGGAGAUGGUGACUUCAAGCACCUUCUCCAACCCACCCAAAGGACAGUUAAUAAGAUCUAGGGAAGGCAACACAGUGAUGGAAAUGAAGCUCAGCCCUGCAGAGAAGGCAAACUCUGUGGAAACAGACAAAGUAUUAAAGUGGGUAGAAAUCUCAGGAUUUAAAGCAGUCAGUUGUGGAAAUUGUGAGCUAGGCAUUAACCAGAAAUCAGUCUGCUUCACUCAUCAGAGGACUCACUCAGGUGAAAAGCCCUAUGUUUGCAAUGAGUGCAGCCGGGCCUUUAGCUACACAUCAGCUCUCAUCACACACAAGAGGUCACACACGGGGGAGAAGCCUUACCUGUGCAUGGAAUGUGGACAAGCUUUUAGCCAGAAGUCAAAUCUAGUCACACAUAAGACGGCACACUCUGGGGAGAAGCCCUUUGCAUGUGAGGAGUGUGGGAGAAGUUUUAGUCAGAAGUCAACACUCAUCAGACACCUUCGGACACAUUCACGGGAGAAGCCCUUUGUGUGCAGUGAGUGUGAGCGAGGCUUUAGAGAUAAGUCAAAUCUUAUCACACACCAGAGAACCCACUCAUGGGAGAAGCCAUAUGUAUGUAGGGACUGUGGACGACUCUUUAGAGAUAAAUCAGCUCUCAGCAAACACCAGCGGAUUCAUUCAGGGGAGAAUGCUCAUUUGUGCAGUGAAUGUGGCCGAAGUUUUAGCCAGAAAUCGUAUCUCAUUAAACACAAGAGGACUCACUCAGGAGAGAAGCCUUUUGUGUGUCGACAAUGUGGGAGGGGAUUUAGUGAUAAGUCAAAUCUUACCACACACCAGAGGACACACUCAAGGGAAAACCCAUAUAUGUGUGAGGAGUGUGGACGAGGGUUUAAUGUUAAGUCAGCUCUCCUUACACACCAGAGGACACACUCAGGAGAGAAACCUUAUGUGUGCAGAGAAUGUGGACGAGGCUUUAGACAUAAGUCAACUCUCACUACACAUCAGAGGACACACUCAGGUGAGAAGCCUUUUGUGUGCAGAGAAUGUAAGCGAGGCUUUCGACAGAAGUCACACCUCAUCAGUCAUCAGAGAACACACUCUGGGGAGAAGGCUUACAUUUGCACGGAAUGUGGCCAUGGCUUUAGCCAGAAGGCAAAUCUAGUCAGGCACAAGAUGGCGCACUCAAGGGAGAAGCCAUUUGUGUGCAGGGAGUGUGGGCGAGGCUUUAGCCAGAAAUCAGCCCUCUUAAGGCAUCAGAGGACACAUUCAGGGGAGAAGCCUUAUGUAUGCAGGGAAUGUGAGCGUGCUUUUAGCGAUAAGGCAACACUCAGCACACAUGAGAGAACACACUCUGGGGAAAAGUCUUAUGUUUGCAACAAGUGCGGGGAAAGCUUUAGGCUGAAGUCACACCUUAUUAUACACCAGAGGACACACUUGUUAUAG